GAUCUCGCAUCUGGCCUUGCUACUUUUCCAAGUCAUGCGCCCGCCCACAAGAGGGUUCAAAAGGCUCGGUUUUCACCUCCGGUGUCGAGUAGCCGCCAUCUUUGUAUCCGUUCAAAUACAAAAAUAAUAUUUAUUUUCAUUCACUAAGUUGAGAAAAUAAUUUGGUAUAGGAACUUAUGUCCGCAGCCUAAGAGCAUUCCUUUGAAGCCUUAUCGAGAUGUCGCUGGUGGAUUUGGGGAAGCGGCUACUUGAGGCUGCACGGAAAGGCCAGGACGAUGAAGUCAGGACACUCAUGGCCAACGGGGCUCCCUUCACCACAGACUGGCUGGGCACAUCUCCGUUGCACUUGGCCGCCCAACACGGACACUAUUCCACCGCCGAGGUGCUGCUCAGAGCAGGUGUCAGCAGGGAUGCCCGAACCAAAGUGGACAGGACCCCUCUGCAUAUGGCCGCUUCAGAGGGCCACACCGUCAUCGUGGAUCUAUUAGUCAGGAGUGGAGCAGACAUUAAUGCCAAAGACAUGCUGAAGAUGACUGCUCUCCACUGGGCCGCCCAGAACGGCCACCAAAGGGUAGCGGAGACGCUCGUCAAACAUGGCGCAGAUGUUCACGCUCUCAGUAAAUUCGAUAAGACGCCGUUCGACAUUGCAGGAGACAUCCAGAAUGCAGACCUUAUGCUCCUACUACAGGAAGGAAUGCAGAACCAGGUGAACAUGAACGCAGAGGCUGGCAUGACUGGGAGCUCGGCCCAGCCUCAGUUUAUCAUCCAGGGCAUCCCAGGGCUCCAGGGGGGCGUGGUCAACCUGGCGGACCUCCUCAACAACGCUGCCAAGGCCAACUCUGCAGUUGAAUCUGAGGAAGCCAUAGCAGCCAAUUCUUUGGACCCCGGCAGCAUCCAGCACAUGGUGAACGAGCAAGGUCAAAGGGUUAUCACCAUAGUGACCGACCAACACGGCAACCUGCAGACUGGAGGGCUUGGUCAGCCAUUCUUUGUCACCAUGCAGCACGGACAACAGAUGUUGGCGAUGCCAGCCAAUCAGGUGACAGAGGAGGUGGUUGAUGAGGAACCCCAGCCCCCGCCCUCCCGCAAGAGGAAACUGGAGGCCUCGGCCAACCACAUGGAGUCUGGAGACACGGAGCAGUUACAGAGGCAGCUGCAGGAGGCCAACCGGAAGGCCCAGGAGUACCGGCAGCAGCUGAUGUGCAAGGAGCAGGAAGCAGAGCAGUACCGGAUGAAGCUGGAGGCAAUGUCGCACAGCCAUACCAACGGCACCUCGGAGCAGGAGGAGGUGGUUGGGGGUGAGGAGGAGGUGCAGGAGGAGGUGAUGCUCCAGGAGGGAGACAUCAUCAUCAAGACGGAGGGGCUGGACUCGGCCGAGGAGCAGGUGACGCUGGUGGACUCGGCGCCCUCCCACACAGAGGUCAUCUCAUAAUGUCAGACAGACUGAUGUCACUGACUGAAGGAGAAAUGGACACGUGGACUCAGGCGACAGGCCAGCCUGUUGGUGUUUUCAUAGCUCUUUUGUUAAUUAUUUUCCUGCUAUGUUUUGUUUUUGUACAAUAUUUACUUUUUCUGCCGUUUUAUUUUCCUCAACUGUGUUUAUUUGUGUUUUAUUUUUUACAAAUAGCGAUGCGAGGAGCUGAAUAUAUUGAUUGAGGAGCAGGAACGGGACCUGCUCAGCCUGUGACUCUGUAAGGUUGCCUAGCUGAAGAACAUCUAUGCUCCCUGGGGAAAACGGGGCCUCGGGCGCUCGCUCUCGGAUAUCUAUGGUGUCUGAGACAUGUCAAUGUUGUGUGGGGAAAUGCAUUUUUCAUGGUUCCAACAGCAUGUCCUAAGGUGACCAAGAUGUACAUCCAAAGUUUAUUAGACACGUCCAUCCAUAGAACCAGAGGACAGGUCUGUUGGAGAGAACACUGUUUUGUUCAACUCCUUCAGGUCUCAAAAGUCUCCCUCUGCCUCAGUCUUCCAUCCAACCACCCACCACCAUGGGCAAUGGGAAUGGUACUUAAGCAUGCCCAUUUCCUAUUUCAAAAUAAUCCUCUUACAUGAGAAAUGACAGUGCAUGUAGUUGGCAACAGUCAUUCUCAGCAAUUGUUUCAAAGUUGUGAAUGGCAGUGUUUUGCCUUUCGUGGCACCACGUUAAGCUUUGUCCUCUAGUUGUCGUCGGUGCCACUUCCAUAGUGCGGUCGUGAUUGUAGGUUUACUGUUGCACAAGCCACAACUUUCCUCCCGCUGAUGUUGACACAAAGAUGAACUUCCCAUCGUUUUAAUGCCCCCGUGGCUUUAAUCACUAGUAGCCCCACUCCCCAGAGACUGACAGGAAUAAGGGUGUCUCAUAAAAUUAACGAUGUUGAUACACUAUAAACAAAAGUAUGUGGACUCCACUUCAAAUGAGUGGAUGUGGCUACUUCAGCCACACCCAUUGCUGACAGGAUAUAACAUUGAGCACACAGACAUGCGGUCUCCAUAGACAACAUUGGCAGUAGAAUGGCCUUACUGAAGAGCUCAGUGGCUUUCAAUGUUUCACUGUCAUAGGAUGCCACCAUAACAAGUCAGUUCAUCAAAUUUCUGCCCUGUUCGAGCUGUCUCGGUCAACUGUAAGUGCUGUUAUUGUGAAGUGAAAAUAUCUAGGCGCAACAACGGCUUAGCCGCGAAGUGAUAGGCCACACAAGCUCACAAAACGGGACUGCCAAGUGCUGUAGCGCGUAAAAAUCGCCUGUCCUCUCUUGCAACACUCACUACCGAGUUCCAAACUACCUCUGGACGCAACGUCAGCACAAGAACUGUUCGUCGGGAGCUUCGUGAAAUGGGUUUCCAUGGCCGAGCAGCCACGCACAAGCAAACCUAAGAUCACCAUGCGCAAUGCCAAGCGUUGGCUGGAGUGGUGUAAAGCUCGCCGCCAUUGGACUCUAGAGCAGUGGAAAUGCGUUCUCUGGAGUGAUGAAUCACGCUUCACGAUCUGGCAGUCUGGGUUUGACGUAUGCCGGGAGGAUGCUACCUGCCUGACUGCAUAGUGUCAACUGUCAAAUCUGGUGGAGGAGGAAUAAUAGUCUCGGACGGGCUAGGCCCCUUAGUUCCAGUGAAGGGAAAUCUUAACGCUACAGCAUCCAGUGACAUUCUAGAUGAUUCUGUGUUUCCAACUUUGUAGCAAAGGGGGGGACCAACUCCAUAUUAAUGCCCAUGAUUUUGGAAUGAGCUGUUCGACAAGCAGGUGUUCACAUACUUUUGGUAGUGUGUGUGCGUGUACACACAUUACCAAAAGUUUUUGAGAUGAGUUUUCAGUUUUUGAGAGGAGCGUGCAUCUUGUAUAAUUGACUUUUCACCAUGUCUAACUGGGCGGAUGAAAUACACCACCAAUUUUUGGUUUCAGAAUUGAAACCCCCUCAGAUAACCCCUUUACUUACCAGCCCCAAUACCUCUACUGCCCCUUUUGAAGUUAUUGGAGGAAGAGGCCUGCUGUUUUGCUGGAAUACUGUUCCUCUGGCCUAUUGCGCUCUCCACUCACUUAUUGUAAACAAAGACCUGUCUCUUCCUUUGUUCAGAAGUCAAUAUUCUUCAUGACUAAUAGUUAUAUUUUAUAAGCUCUCCACAAGCCUUUUUCUUAUGUACAUAUAAAAUUGUAUUUUUUUAAGUGUAUCUGAAUGCUAUGGGAUGUAAACUGCCUAUAUAUGAAAUAUAAGCACAUCUUUCAUUUGCAUCUCUUUGCUAGAUUGUAUAGUUGAACAUGUUUAGUAUGCACCAAUUUGAUGAAUAAUCAUAUUUACCAUGAUUUGACUGUUGUAGCUUUACCUGUUUCGCUACUGCUUUCACAGUUGUGGCCACUUGACCGAGCCAUGGAUGACUGUACUUUGAUUGCUUUGAUUAAAAAAACGAUAAACUGUCUUUAAAAUGUUAGAACUGGUAUCUGCCACGUGCUUUACCGUGUGUGUUGGAUAACCUCAGUCUUCUAAGAGAUGGAGAACUCCUGGCUCAGUACAAUUUCCUCUGUUUUAUGCAUUGUUCCAUAUGUUGACCAGCAGGUGGCACUACACUAACGGACUGAGGUCUGUGAAAUGACUGAACAGGGAUCAUAUAUCUAUAUUUCUUUCCCUCAAUCCAGUUGUUUUGCUACUAAUACAGAAUGUGGAACAACUGUAGAGUAUCCCACAGUGAUAUUGAAGCUUUAUUAAAUACUUAUUUUCUAACUCUCUUAUCGCUA
Molecule: messenger RNA, 4198 nt
Organism: Oncorhynchus kisutch (coho salmon)
Lineage: Eukaryota; Metazoa; Chordata; Actinopteri; Salmoniformes; Salmonidae
Product: GA-binding protein subunit beta-1-like
Exons: 8
Coding region: 218-1432 (404 amino acids)
Biological process (GO): positive regulation of transcription by RNA polymerase II
Cellular component (GO): nucleus
Molecular function (GO): protein binding; transcription cis-regulatory region binding
Source: RefSeq, a predicted model, not a curated record